Xyrichtys novacula (pearly razorfish) is the source of this 8384-nucleotide messenger RNA. The record is from the annotation of a GenBank genome assembly. Lineage: Eukaryota; Metazoa; Chordata; Actinopteri; Labriformes; Labridae.
GCCGUUCCAGUGCUGAUAGCAACAAUUGGGUAAUGUGAAGCUGGCUUUCCAGGCGAAUCCCAUCAUCAAUAUAAUAUUUAUCGGUGAUUCGUUUCAUACAUAAAGCUGUACCUGAGCCAGCAUGCCUCCGAAGAAACCCGCUCCUCCCGGUGGGAAUAAAAAAACUCAAGAAAAGAAAAAGGAAAAGAUAAUUGAGGUAAUAAUUACACGAGUUAGCAUGUCGGUGUUUAGCGCUAGCUGUCCGGCUAAUAUACCGCACGCGCUGCAGCUAGCAUCAGUGAUCAGGAUUGAAAGCUGACGUUUCACUGUCCCAGUGGCGUUUGUUGGCGAUAUUGACAUGUUCAGUCAUCUUUGAGGUGAAGUUAAUGAUGUCUUACAAAAGGUCUGAUGCACGACAACAUUACUGAAAGCUAACUUUGGUCACUUUACGGAAUAUUUGACGUGGCCAGAAAGCUAGCAGGGCCGGGCUGCUACACUCCUGUGUUCACAGUUUCAUAGUGGGGAUCAAUAUUUAUCUGUAACAGCGAUAACUACCUUGAGAAAUACACACACGAUGUCUCAACGGCACAGGAAUCAAUUGUCCGACUGAUUGUUAAACAUGAAUAGGCGGCAGAGGCCUGUGAUCGGCCUGCUAGUAGUCGCCACCUCAGGACAUCCGGCGUACAGGAUUUGACUCCACUGUGGGGUCGGUUUGAGGGGAUGAAAUCUGACUUUUACACCUCAGUUAUGUGUUUCAGUGACUACAGUACUUAUAGUGUCGAUGUCAGUUCAUAAGAGUCUACAGUGAGUCUAUUAAACUUAACCAACGUAACUCUACGUCCUGUCAGCGUAGGCCGUCUGGUGUUCAGACUCAGGUCGUACUGCAGUGUGCCACACAGUUGAUAGUUUUAAAGUGAGUAAAAUGGUUUUAUGUGACACGUAUGCCACAAAACGAUAGGUCAUGUCUCAUCAAUAACAUAUCGUCUGUGUCCUUUGGCGACCAGAAGAGGUACUUAUGAAGUCCAACUUGUGCCAGCACUCCGUGUCAUGUAUUUUAUGAUGGUUCAAAAUCCAAAUGGAAAAAACAAAGUAACAAUACAGUAUUGUGCCGUUUGUAUUCGAGCCUUUUAGAGCCCGUUGUUGAAUAAAUUACACAUCUGUUUACAAACAGGAGCUGAAAAUGAUUAAAAGGCAUUAUGGAAAAUCACCUAAUUCUCAAAGAUGACACUUAUAUCUUAUGUUCAGACUGAGUAGCACAAACUGAGUGUAAAGAAUUCUUGUCUGAAUCUUAUCAAGUCAUUUUGCGAAUAUGCUGAGUUAGUGACAGAAGAGGCGACCACUAUUUGUGUACUUUAGCCUGGGUGGUGAAUUUAGUGUCACGAGAGGAGCUAGACCAGUGGUUCUCAAGUCCAGUCCUCGAGGCCCACUGUCCUGCAUGUUUUGGAUGUUUCCCUGCUCCAACACACCUGAUUCAAAUGAUUAGCUCGUUAUGAAGCCAUUACAGAGCUUGAUAAUGAGCUGAUCAUUUGAACCAGGUGUGUUGGAGCAGGGAAACAUGCAGGACAGUGGGCCUCGAGGAUUGGACUUGAGAACCACUGAGCUACACAAAUAUGAAGAAGAGGACUUUUGAGUUUUUAUUUAUUCACUUAUUUAUGUAGGAUUUAUCAGCUGAUUAUAGCGUCUGCAAGGUCAAGAGCAGGGCAGUUAAUAACAUUUAAAUAGAUAUGGACAUUCAAUAAAUUUCCCCUUCAAUAAAAUGCAGGAAUGUCACUGUGUAUUAAUUCCUCAUCCUUUGUAGUUUGUAGUCAUAACUUAUUAUAUCAAAUGAAAAAAAGAGACUCAGAACUUGAUAUUCUGCUGAAAACUACUUGUUCAUCGAAUGUUACUUAAAGUUAAUGGUGUAACUGUGUUUUUUUUUUUUUUUUUUGUCUUCAGGAUAAGACAUUCGGCUUAAAGAAUAAAAAAGGGGCCAAGCAGCAGAAGUUCAUCAAGAACGUCACUCAGCAAGUCAAAUAUGGACAACAAAGUGCCAGACAGGUUGGAAGCCAAUUUUGUUUGCGCUGUGAUUUCCUCCAUCCUUCUCCAUCAAACCAAUGUUUUCUUUCUCUCUCUGUCUAUUUCUCAAUAUUCUUUAACACACUGGUUUAUGAUUUCAGCUGUGAAAUAUUUAUUGCACCUCCUGUGAGGAGCUUUUGCCCACCUGGCUGUUAGGCGGUAAUUCUGCUGUAAAUGUAAAAUGAUUGAAUCACCUUGGUGCCUGUUAAAUUUAGGGUAAUUUAAAUGGAUAAUAUUUGCAGAUGUGUGUUUGUGUUCGCAGGCUACCCAGGCAGACGCUGACAAGACCAACAAGAAGGCUGAUAAGAAAAAGGAGUUGGAUGAACUCAAUGAGUUAUUUAAACCGGUAGUGGCUGCACAGAAGGUUAGCAAAGGUAAUCAACAUUGUCUGCACAAGGGAUUUGAGAGUACCGUCAGCUUUUACCAGUUGCUCUUGUGUGUGUGAGCUCAUAAAAUACACUGUUAACUGUUCAUUCUUCAUUUUGUCUUCGCUGCAGGUGUGGACCCGAAGUCAGUCUUGUGUGCGUUCUUUAAGCAGGGCCAGUGUACUAAAGGUGAUAAGUGCAAAUUCAGCCAUGAUCUGUUAAUGGAGAGGAAAUGUGAGAAGAGAAGCGUCUAUGUGGAUGAAAGAGACGAAGACCUGGAGAAAGGUCAGUGUUGAGGUGUAGGUGACAAGCCAAACAAUGAGGAUUCUUUCUUAUUGAAACCUGAGAAUGAAUCGCAAAACACUUUAAUGUCUUGUCAGGGUUAGCAUUGUGCUUGUUUUGUUUCCUCUCAGACACUAUGGAGAACUGGGAUGAGAAGAAGCUGGAAGAGGUGGUCAACAAAAAACACGGAGAAGCUGAGAAGAAGAAAGCCAAAACGCAGAUUGUGAGUGUUUUGUUGAUGAAUAAUGAAUGAGGAAGAAAGUGACGAAUAUAUGGACAGUUACAUUUUGAUGUUAGGUAGAAAACAGAAAUACAAAGGGCCAAAUCUAGUAGAGUGAAAUUUGUGACAGAUUUUUUUCAGAUCUUAACCCCAAUUUCCACGGCACCGAUCACAGCUGAUCUUUUCCAUUCACGUUAAUGUGUCAAAUUCCAUCGGCUUCUUUCCGUCCCGCUGCGGUUCAGUGGAUUCUGCAGCCGAUUGCAAGAAUUCUUUUUUUUUUUUUCAGACACCGCAGCAUGCCGCAUAAAUUGAGCACAGAUUAGCCCAUGCUAGAAAGAAAGUCGGGCACAUACAUAAAAUAUAACAUCUGACUUCUUUUCAAAAUAAAACACUGUGUUUCAGGCAGACAUUAUUUCAUGGCAUGCAAACGUGGGCGGGGACGAACAAGUCAAAGGUUUUCAGACAUCAUUUCACCCCGUUGACACCAUGGAUGAGGAGAUGCUAUUUCUAUAAGUCUAGAAGUGGAUUUCCUACUCUGGAAAAGCCACAAUCUACUGCUUAUAUGGUCAUGUGGCUGUCUUUAAGGAGACAACUUGUUAUCGCCAGUUGCACGGGAAUCAACAGGUUCUUUUAAGUCCUCACGAUUCCUGCUGUCUGACGUCUGCCAAUAAUUUCGCUUCACAAUCACAAACAGUAGUAAUUGGCAGAUGGUGAAAAUUGCCACCUUUCCGCAGCAGAGUUGUUCGGGAUGCAGUAGAAAUUGGGGGUUUGGGCGAUGUAAAAGUGCUUGUUUUGUUCAGCCAGUACAUAAAUCUUUGAUUUACUGUAUUGCGUGGAAUAUUUUCUGUUGGAAGAGAACCCAUUGUGUAAGAAAUAAGCAAAGAUUUCAUGAUAGUUUUACCAUAAAUGUAGGACCAACUUUGUCGUCAUUGAAGCCCCAAAUUGAAUAGAUUAAAUACAGUAUCCAUACAAAUGAUCUGUUUUCUAUGUCUGCCUUAUGUAUUAUAUAAUCUCUGGUGUUGUGUUGUCCACAGGUCUGUAAGUACUUCCUGGAUGCCAUAGAGAAUAAUAAGUACGGCUGGUUCUGGGUGUGUCCAGGAGGUGGCGAUACUUGUAUGUACCGACAUGCCCUGCCACCUGGAUUUGUACUGAAAAAAGACAAGAAGAAGGAAGAGAAAGAGGAGGAGAUUUCGCUGGAGGAACUGAUAGAAAACGAGGUAAAGAUGAGAGGAUGGAUAUGAAAGCCCCACUCUGGUUUUCAAUUCAAAUGCUUUACUUAGUCUUGUCUUAAAUUAGAUCAAGUUAUUAGAUCAAAAGAAAUCACACAUAUUCAAUAACAUAUUUUAUUUAUUUUGAACCUUAACUUAAAAAGUUGAAACAACAAAGUAUAACAGAACAAAACUAUUAAAGCCUUAUUGAGAGGCUUGUCGAAUAACAAAUAAUAAAUAUAGUGGACUGUAAGACUGAAAAAGAUUUGUAGUCAAAAAAAAUAAAGUCUGCCACAGAAACAAUCAGUGUUACCUAAUGUAACCUGUUGUCCUCAGGUAUUGAUGCUGAAAAUCCAUAGCUACCGUACUAGGGCCUGUCAUGUCAAUGCUCUCUUAGGGGGUCAUGUGAUUGACAGUUCCCUGGACAUUCCCUUUUCCUUCCACUUCUUGAUGCCUGUCUCUCUCUCUCCCUGCCUGCCUGCAGCGAGCUGCCCUGGGACCUGAUGUCACCCGAAUCACCCUGGAGACUUUCCUGGCUUGGAAGAAGAGGAAAAGGCAGGAGAAGGUUGAGAUGUGUUCAAACACUUUAUAGACACCAGUUUCUCAAAAAAGCGACAGCUAUUUGUAUAAAACUGUGUGACCCUUUGUAAUGAAAAGCUUCUGAUGGCUGAUGAAAAUGCCACCACUCUUCAUAACAAACCCAGAGAGGGUCUAAAUUUUUUUUUUUUUGCUUGAUUCUCAUUUACCUUUUUAAUAUUGCUACUUUUAAUACUGGUUAACAGGUGGACAAAGCACGGGAAGAGAUGGAAAAGAAGAAGGCUGAUUUUAAGGCUGGAAAAUCGUUAGUGGUAAGUCUGGCUUCACUGCUGUGUGGAAGUGUGUGUCAUUUUCUCUCCUGGUAGUGGAUGUCUGGGUGUCUCUGUGCACUUAAUAAAUGAGGAUUGAAUUAAAAUAACAUCUGCCUUCAGAUAAGCGGCCGUGAGGUGUUUGAGUUCCGUCCAGAGUUGGUCGACGACGAUGAUGCUGAAGCCACAGAUACUCGAUAUGCCAGCAGUGAUGAAGAAGAUGAUGAUGUGGAAGAGGUAACUAUAAAAGGCACAGAGUCACUGAAUCUCUGCUGGUCCCUGCCCUCUGAGCCGAGUACAACCGUCCACAGUCAGUUGUCAUUCGGCUUUGUGAGGCUUCAUACUGUUUUGUGCAGUGUGGUGUCCCAGCACAAUAAUUGCACUCACAUCAUUUGGUAUUGGAAACACUUUCUAUUGCUUAUACAAUAUCUGAAGUGUAAUUGUGUUGUGAUGAUGGUACAUGAGUCAUUCUCGGUAGGUCAGUCUGAGUAAGUUACUCAAGACCGAGUUUUGGGGGUGGUGUUUUAGGUGGUCGAUCGUAAAGUGUGUCGAUAAUUCUCUCCAAUCUCUUAAAAGAUUUUAUUACAAAAAAAAAAGUUAACCUCCUUGUGGUCCUUGCUGCUUCUUUAGCUCAACAUGGAAAUGGAAAAACUUAUGGAGUUCUGACAGUUAAAAAAGACAAAUUUAUCCCUUGAUGGAUUUACACCCAGCAAGAGUGUGGAAUAAAUCAUUACAAAGAAGGCCUGAACAUGACUAGGUGGCUUCAUUUCCCACAUUUUAAAGGAAAACCUAGAGCUAGGGCUGGGCAAUAAAUUUAUAACGAUAUAAAUAUAGAAAAUUAAUUUCCCUCAAUAUAAAACUUGGUCAAUAUGCUUUUCAAUAGUCUGCAUUCUGCCAUGUUUUGGUAGACUAUACAAAUAGCCAAUGAAAAGGGGAGUUGCUCCGGAUCAGCUUCGCACUGAACCAAUCAUGUGCUGAAUUAGAACCAAGUAGUAAACAACUACAUUGUAGCAGGCUGCAGCUACACACAACCAUAGCACUGUAACACGUGAAGCUGACAGCACUGUUGGUGAGAAAAAAGAAAAUGAGUGGCACUACCAGCAGAAAUGCAGAUGAAGGCUCAACAGAUGAUGAUAUCGUCGACAACACUGCCAUGAAAACGUUGGUGGUGUGCAGGUAUUUUAGUUUUUUUUAGGUCAGACAUGGCGCAGAGUAAUGUGCACUGCAAAUUAUGUCGAGUACAUGUUCUCACAAAGUCAGGGAAUACCUCAAAUGUUUUUCACCACCUAAAGCAGUGUCACGAGGCAGAGCACACGUAAUGAAAAAGGUUACAAACCCUGAGCGAAGCAAGGAGCCCAUAGCGCCUGUGCAGCUGGAACAGCUGACCAAUUAGUCCGUGCUCUCUAGCGCAACGCCUUAUGACAAAACAUCAAAGACCUCACAGAUACAGUAGCUUAUUGUAUUGCAAAAGACAUGCUACCAAUAAGCACAGUUAAAUGUCAUUAUUUAUAUCAUGCUAUAUAUCAAUAUCGACUGAUAUGAAACAAAUAUAUAUUGUGGUAAACUUUUUCCGAUAUCACCCAGCCCUACAUAGAACCAUAGUUUCCAGUACACUAUUUGUUUCAUUAAUUAAGAAUGAUCAAUUAUAACAAACAUCAAUCAAUGACUGGGUGAUCAUUAUUAGAUAAAGAUGAUGCAAAGUGGUUUGGAGCAGACUUGUUUUUUUCUGAUCUUCUAUAUCUGUACUCCAUUUUCCCAGAUGGGUUGUCACAGGAGACUAUUUCCUGUUAAUUAACAACACCUGUGGUACACACCUGUGCUGCUGAGUCAUCCCAGACUGAAAAUUAGUCUGUUUAAUUCUGCAGUGAAUUAUUUUUAACUCCAUUCCCUUGAUUCAGUUCAACAUAUUUAAACCCAGCUGUGCGCUUUCCUGUUUUUUUUCAGGCUCUAAUUCCUGUCUCAGUGGGUUUCUUUUAUAACAGUAGAUGUUAUUGCACAAACAAUUAUUCCUGUUAAAGGUGAUUUCAUGAAUUCUUGAAAGUCCAUUAGUUUUUCAGAAUAAGUGUACUGUAUGAUUCUGAAAACUGCAAACAUCCAGACAGAUAUCUCUUUAAAAAUCUCAAAUUCAGGUCCUCACUACAAGCCUAAGACGAUCCUUAUUUGACAGAACAGGAUUCUGCUCUCAGGACCAUGUUGACUGUGGCAGAGGAAAAAAAACACACACACAUUUGCUCCCACAUAUGCAUUUAAACUAUUCUCUUGUGUCCCUCCUUUUACCUGAAAACACUUUCAUUUCAGAUUGAUACUUCAGAGGUCCAAGACAUAGACUUAUCCCGUUUUGUUCCACAAGAGGUUGACAACACAGGCAUUACUGUAGCAUCUACAGACCGUUUUGCAUCGAGGAGUACUACUCAGAGAAAGGAAACAGAAAACGGUAAGGAAAAAAAAAAAUCAACGACUAACUACCAAGCCCAGACAGACAUGGAACCACUUUGAACAUUUAUAAAUAAACACAUUGCUCUGCUUUCUUCUCUACUGUCCACUUUCAGAGGAGCAGCUGAACGGAGCCUGCGGUGGCACAGAGGCCAACGGCCUGUCGGGAGCAGAGGGGGGUGGGGAGGAUGGAGGAGGGGAGGACGAAGAAGAAGAAGAAGACGAAGACGAGGAGGUACCGGUGGAUGAGAACCUGUUUACAGGGGAAGAUCUGGAGGAACUUGACGAGGAGCUCAACACGCUGGCACUUGAGGACUAAGAUAGACUUCAGGAUGGACUAAGUGACAAAGGGAGGGACAGAUGGAUGCAUGGAGCUAAACAACAAAGAGACCAGAUGUUUCAAGGAUUUUAAUUUCAGAGACUCCAGUAAUAAAGCCUGAUAAUAUCAUCACAUCACUGCCCUUGCUGUUUUUGUCUCGCCCCUCCCAUGACCCACCAAGUCCUCUGCUUUUUUAAUCCAUCAGGUGUUCACGGGUACUCAAAGUUCACCAGGGCCAAAUCCACAUGAAUACUUCUUGUCAGACUCUCCCUUGUAAGUGAAUUGGCGGCUUCUGCUGCUGCGCACUUUUUGUCACUUGAUAAACUCGGCGGCUGAUCGUUAAAUCUGAAGUUGCAUUUAAUUAAUCCUGACCCAAUCACCAGCUACAUAUUGAAUAAAUUAGUGUGGCUAAUAAAGAGCCAUGGUUCUGUUGCGUGAAAUUGACUGUUCAGAGCUUCAGGUUGCGUUGUUGUCAAUCUAGUCAAGAUCCUCCACAAUAAAUCAGUUCAGCGUAGCUUAAAGCCCCUGCUGAUAAUUCUUGUACUGCCCUCUGAGACCACAAUGAUGCUUUAACUCCACCCUAGCAGGGACACCAAAUGGUCCCAUUGCCACCCCUGUAAUGUAAAUAAUGUUUUCAUGAGAUGCCUCCAGAAGAAAUAAAAGAUCAUUGUACAUUCA